Corticium candelabrum is the source of this 2807-nucleotide messenger RNA. RefSeq names its product multiple epidermal growth factor-like domains protein 10. Lineage: Eukaryota; Metazoa; Porifera; Homoscleromorpha; Homosclerophorida; Plakinidae. Bases 245 to 2590 code for a protein of 781 amino acids. The record is from RefSeq and is a predicted model, not a curated record. Gene Ontology annotation, molecular function: scavenger receptor activity. The transcript has 17 exons.
CAAUGAGCUUAUUCUCUACAUUCCAUGGUCCCUUGCGUCCGUAUAGCGCAUGCGCUUCGCGUUAAUAAAUAAUUAAUGAAAUGCAUGCAGGUGACCGACAAAAUCGAUCAGUUGGUCUCUCAAGACUCCUGGGAGUCAUUUGAUCUGCCGGAUACCGUUACACUGCGCCCCAUUCCUGACGUUGCCCGCUUCUCGUCUCCUCCUGUAGCUGUUGUAACAGCUCGAAACCUUUCUCGUUUAUUGCAUGUGCAUAGAGUCAAGAAGGAAAAUGAACAUUUUGUUGCAUCGGAUUCUGCUGGCGACUGUUCUCAUAUUCACGGCAUUUGAGAAGAGAGCACAGAGUGCAGUGUGUAACUCACGCUGUGGCACCGGUAUAUAUCACACAGCCGGUUCUUGUCAGUCUAGCGGACGUUGUCUCUGCUGGUGGGGAUUCACUGGACCGAAUGCAGUAUACAUUGUCAACGGAAAUUUACACCAUCGGAUCCUGGCUGACCACUGUACGGUGGCAUGUACUUACAAUCAAGCCUACUACGACAAGCAAUGUGCUAGUCUGCCAGGGACCAGCACAGCAGCACCAAAGACUACAACAACAGCGCCACAGACUACGACAGCAGCACCACAGACUAACACAGCAGCACCGCAGACUACCACAGCAGCACCACACAGUACCACAGUGUGUAACUCGCUCUGUGGCACGGGUAUCUAUCAUGCAGCCGGUUCUUGUCAGUCUAGCGGACGUUGUCUCUGCUGGUGGGGAUUCACUGGACCAAAUGCAGUAUACAUUGUCAACGGAAAUCUACACCAUCGGAUCCUGGCUGACCACUGCACGGUGGCAUGUACUUACAAUCAAGCCUACUACAACAAGCAAUGUGCUAAUCUGCCAGGGACCAGCACAGCAGCACCACAGACUACGGCAGCAGCGCCACAGACUUCGACAGCAGCACCACAGACUACCAUAGCAGCACCACACAGUACCACAGUGUGUAACUCGCGCUGUGGCACGGGUAUCUAUCAUGCAGCCGGUUCUUGUCAGUCUAACGGACGUUGUCUCUGCUGGUGGGGAUUCACUGGACCGAAUGCAGUAUACAUUGUCAACGGAAAUCUACACCAUCGGAUCCUGGCUGACCACUGUACGGUGGCAUGUACUUACAAUCAGGCCUACUACAACAAGCAAUGUGCUAAUCUGCCAGGGACCAGCACAGCAGCACCACAGACUACGACAGCAGCACCACAGACUACCACAGCAGCACCACAGACUACCACAGCAGCACCACAGACUACCACGGCAGCACCACAGACUACCACAGCAGUAGUGGUGCCACACACAGGCACAGCAGCACCUGAGGCUGUGUGUCCUACAUUGACGUUUGGUGCUAUGUGCUCUCAGACGUGUAACUGUUCGUCAAAUUCUGUCUCUUGUAAUAACGUCAGUGGCCAGUGUAACUGUGUACCGGGCUACAAAGGAUUACGAUGUGAAGAAGCGUGUCCCAAGGGUUUGUUUGGUCAUGCGUGUGGUCAGCAGUGUACGUGUCAGAAUGGAGCCGAAUGUGAUCACGUGACUGGAAACUGUAGCUGUACAGCUGGAUGGACGGGAAACGAUUGCGAUGAUGAGUGUCCAGAGGGAACGUUCGGCUCUGACUGCUUGAUGGAAUGUUCUUGCUUAAAUGGUGGGACGUGUGACAGAGAGCAAGGAAUUUGUUUGUGUACGCCAGACUACACGGGUGCCAACUGUGAAACACAUACAACAUAUGACACUCUUCCAUCUCCAUCGUCAUCACCUCAAGUUGAAAAUCCCUGCUUAUCUUCGUUCUGUCUAAACGGUGGCUCAUGUGAAGUGCAACUUAGCUCACCCGUCUGCACUUGUACUAUCUUCUGGACUGGUGAUCAGUGCGAAAACCCAAGUCAUCCUGAGUGCCUUUCUGAGCAAACAGAAGAAGAGAUAGUUAUCUGUGUUGAAAUAGCAGAAUCAAAGGCUAGGGAUACGGAGUCUUCUAACCAGCAGGUUUACAUUGCUGUUGGGGUAGUUAUUCCACUUGUCAUUGCUCUCUUGAUCGUGGUCUUUGUCUACUAUUGCUACAAGACACGAAGUAAAAUGCAUGAUAGUGAAGAUGGUGACACUAAAGACAAAAAGUGCACACUGUUUCAGAAUCCUGCAUACGAUAAACUACCUGCUGCACAACAGAAAACUAGUAGUGAGACUGGAGCCAACACUGACAAUCCGUUAUACAGUGACGUCAUUGACAUACCAACCAGCAGUCACCAUGAACAAACAGGAGGCUAUAAACAACCUGCUCAAUUAGAUCAUGAAGAGCCUGUUCAAUCGGAAGGCGUUGCUGGGGUGGAUGAUCCAGUGAACAAAGAGAGCAACCCAAUCAAUGAGAGUGGAGACAUAAUUUCAUCGUCCGAUAAUAAGGUCAAUAUGAGCAGCAACCAAGAUCCUUACGACAAGCAAACAAACAUAGAAUGUAACACGUCUCAUUCUGCUUCUAAUGUUAAUGACAACUACGAGAGUGUUCCCAGUCAGCAGGCUGAUGGAAGUGUGAAUAUCAAUGACAAGUCGGGUGAUGGUUUGUAUGAAGAACUUUCGUAGUGUUUACAAUUUUCUCACAUUUUGAACAUUAAGGCAAGGUGCGUCGUUGCGUCAUUUCAAUAACCAAUGAUAUGCAUGCGCACGUUCAUUGUGCAAAAACAUAAUUUAGUUAAUUAAUAUGUCAGACAAUUCACGAAUUGCUGAUAUCGUUUGGUUUAGAUAUGUGGUUGUAUUAUAUUAUAUCUUGUGGUUGAAAUAAAUAUUUAAUUACAACAGA